This is a messenger RNA of Octodon degus (degu), 880 nucleotides long. RefSeq names its product translocator protein (gene Tspo). NCBI's taxonomy places the organism in Eukaryota, Metazoa, Chordata, Mammalia, Rodentia, Octodontidae. The transcript is spliced from 4 exons. Bases 185 to 694 code for a protein of 169 amino acids. Gene Ontology annotation, cellular component: endoplasmic reticulum; membrane. The record is from RefSeq and is a predicted model, not a curated record. Gene Ontology annotation, molecular function: cholesterol binding.
CGCUGUCCAAUUUCACAGACUGGAGCAGAGAGAGUCCCCGCGCGGCCACCGCGGGGACUGCACGGACCGCCCGCCCGCCUCCAGCUCCCUGGCCCGGGCGGGGCGCAGGGCGGAACCCGGCGAGGCGGGGUCUCGGCCGCCACCUCUCAGUGUCUUCUGGCGAGGAGCUUCUGGGACAGCAGCCAUGGCUCCACCCUGGGUGCCCGCUGUGGGCUUCACGCUUGUGCCCAACCUGGGGGGCUUUGUGGGCUCCUACUUCGUCCGUGGCGAGGGCCUCCGCUGGUAUGCCACCCUGCAGAAGCCUGCGUGGCACCCGCCGCGCUGGGCACUGGCUCCAAUCUGGGGCACGCUCUACUCAGCUAUGGGGUACGGAUCCUACAUGGUCUGGAAGGAGCUGGGCGGCUUCACGGAGGAGGCUGUGGCCCCCUUGGGCCUCUAUGCCGGGCAGCUGGCCCUGAACUGGGCAUGGCCCCCCAUCUUCUUUGGCACACGGCAGAUGGGUUGGGCCCUGGUGGACCUCUUGCUUGUCAGCGGGGGAGCAACUGUCACAGCUGUGGCCUGGCACCGUGUGAGCCCUUCGGCUGCCCGCCUGCUCUACCCAUACCUGGCCUGGCUGGCCUUCGCAACCCUGCUCAACUACCGCAUGUGGCGGGAUAAUCAAGGCCGCCGUGGCGGCCGCCUGAGCCCGGAGUGAGUGUGCCCAGCCUGCCGAGGACUGUGGCUGGGACCAGGCGGGUGCUGUGGUGGUGGACUCGCCUGGCUCAGCAUCGGUGCAGGGGUGGCCACGCCCCGCGUGGGAGUGGGGUCCUGCACUUCUGUGCCCUGCAUGGAGCUGGCUCUCGGUACCUUAUUUUACAGCUGAAUAAAACCCCAAGCUGCA